Messenger RNA from Daphnia pulex (common water flea), 966 nucleotides. RefSeq names its product coiled-coil domain-containing protein 91-like. NCBI's taxonomy places the organism in Eukaryota, Metazoa, Arthropoda, Branchiopoda, Diplostraca, Daphniidae. Bases 1 to 966 code for a protein of 321 amino acids. The transcript has a single exon. The record is from RefSeq and is a predicted model, not a curated record.
AUGAUUUCUACUCUCACCAAUUUUCUUGCCUUCUUCUUGCGUAAAUGGAUCCUCCUCUUCCACCUGGAGGAUUCCAUUACCCCGAAUACUGUCGUCCCCGCAGCUCCACGUCUGCAGCCGGACUCACAACCCGGUUCCCCGGUGUCCCUUGAGGCACAUCCCAAACCGGACGACAGAACUUUACCAGACUCUUUUUUUCCACAAUGGGCCGUCCGUUGUUUCAAAUGGAACGGAUCCAUUUCCCCGAAUUUUACCAUCGCAGCAGAUCCACACCUGCUAUUACCGGUCACUCAACUUGGAUCCUCGAAAGAUACUCACGACCACCUUGCAUCUAUCGAACAAGAUCCGACCGGAAUAACUCAAACCCAUCCGACUGUUACCUCUGUCGCGGAAAUUUUGCACAACGAACAACACCUAAAAGCACAGCUAGACAAAAAACAGUCGGAUAAACCUAAUCAUCAUGCGGUAGUUAACGGUCUCCAACAACGACUCGUAACUACGUCAUUGGCUCGCGAUAGCUUGCGUGUCAAAAACAACCAACUGAAAAAGUUUUAUGUCCGUAUGCAACAAAAACACCAGCAAGAAAUGGAUGAUUUGAAACGUUCGCACCGUGAAUUAGUUUCUGUUUUAACUCAAGCAAAACUUGAAAACGAACUUUUGAGUUACCAACAAGCCCAAAUGAAACGUGAAAAUGAGAUCAAGAUUUCCGAACUGGAGAAAAACUGUUCACGACUGAUGAACGAGAAAGAAGAUCUCGUAAUCAAAUUGAUACAAGCCGAGUCCGAUGUUAAAUCACUUUCCUCCUCGUUAGAAAAGCACAAGGAAACAGUUUGCGAAUUGGAAAACGUGAUUUCAGAUUUGCAGUCGAAGAAAACAAGAGUGCCGAACGUAGGCUCUCAGGGUACUCAAACAGACACAUCAACUAUUUUGUCUUGUCUACCGAGAACUUAUGAUCGUGCAUUCUGA